Molecule: messenger RNA, 7138 nt
Organism: Gambusia affinis (western mosquitofish)
Lineage: Eukaryota; Metazoa; Chordata; Actinopteri; Cyprinodontiformes; Poeciliidae
Gene: slc12a7b
Product: solute carrier family 12 member 7b
Exons: 26
Coding region: 1764-5141 (1125 amino acids)
Biological process (GO): chloride transmembrane transport; chemical synaptic transmission; cell volume homeostasis
Cellular component (GO): membrane
Molecular function (GO): potassium:chloride symporter activity
Source: RefSeq, a predicted model, not a curated record
AUAUAUAUAUUUGUUUGUGUGUGUAUUGCAACUGUGCACUGUUUGGAAGUGAGAGCAACGGAGCAGAAGUGCGUGUUGGCUCUCCCCUUGGACUUUGGUAGGGGAAUUGCUGCAGUGUGUGCGCUUUUCCUUUUUGUGAGUUUUUGUGUGACAAAUAUUUUGGUGUUAAGAUCAACUGCAAAGCAAAGAUGAGGGAGAAACGUAACUUUUCGCAAGAUCAAAGUUCUGUUAAACCACAGCAGUCUAUAUUUGUGAAAAAGGAUUACAGUAAAUGUUGACCUCUAGCUAUUGAUUUGUUCAACUGCUGUCAUUCACACAUCAAGCACAUAUAUUUUUUAGGUGAAUAAAUAUGGUUAACAUGGAUGACAUUGAAAUCAUAAAGAUAAUGGAAAAUUUGGAAAAAAUAAAAAAAAAAAUUUGAAAAAAAAAAAACAAAACAGAUUUUAUAAGGCCUUAUUGGAGUUACAACAGUACAAUGUUAAACAGUCAUAUUAUGUCUUUCCUGAAGAAAUUUUCUUACACUUAUUGAGUCCUUAGUAAUUAGAUGUGAACUGUCAUUCUUAAAAAUAUUGGCAGUGUUUUCCUGUGGUGUGGUUACCCUUCCUGGCCAUGUGGGUCUUGGUGUUUCUCUUACCUCCCCCUGCACCGCCUCCUCUUCCUGUUUCCUGCAUCUCCCUCCCUUCCUUCAACUGUAUUGAUCUGCCAUUUGGUGUCAGUGGGUAAUAAAAGUGCGGGUGGUUAGCUCUCCACUUGGUUAAUAUCCAAGAUAACUUUAAACACACAACACUAGAAACUGGUCUUUUCAUGUAGUCGACUCUUUUGUGACGUUGGUAUUUUUAAUAUUUCCCGUCAGUGAGGGCUGUUGCUUACUUGGUUUGGGAAGUAGUUUGUAACGCUAUAUCUUUUUGAAGUAACUCAUUUUAUUGGUCAGAUCAGCUGCUGGGACUGAGAUAUCAUUAUUGUUUGCCUUAAUGCAGCUCUGUUCAAAUAAAUGACUAGAAGCAGUGUAGUCUUUAACUGUAAUAUGAGCUGUUAGAUUGAUUGUAUGCAAUAAUUCAAUUAUACUUCAACUCCUUCUGGAAAUUGAGUCUUUCCUGACAACAAAAUAUGUGUGUGGCUUUAGUUGAUAAUUAUGCGCAAGAAUAAAGGCAUUUUACUCCAAAUACAUAAUUCAUGGUACUGCUAAACACCUGUCACGAGACACUGGGUCAAAUAACAUUGCAUAGGCAAACAGGACGAGUAUAGCGCUGUUGUCUGUGUGAAAAUGUUCCUAAAUGGAUCGGCUCCAGACUUCCUCUUUUCUCUCAACAGCAGUCGAUCCCUUCAGUAGUUGUCGUCUGUGAGAUAAAGCAGCAUUCCAAAGAGUUGGAAAUCAGCCCUCAGGGGACAGAAAGGGCCUCUAGUAUGUUCUCACAUGCUAAUAAACAGAAAUGCAUGUCAUGUUGUCUGCGAGGGUGUCUGUCUGUGUGGACUGCCCCCUCUGGGCGGGGCAGACCCACUCUUCCUUAUUUGGACGGUUGAGGCGGGGGUCGGUCUCAGAUGGGAGGACAGCUGAAUUCUGGUGACUACAACAAAAACUUGAGCGUGAGAUUCAUCGUCUGCCGAGGAGCGUUGAAGUUCAUCAGGGCAUCAGGUCUGAAGAACGUAAAGAAACUGAGGACAAGAAGGAGGAGGAGGAAGAGCGGUUGGCUAGAGGAAAAGAAAGAAGAAGCAGCUUAAGGGAGAGAAGGAGAUAAGAGGGGAGCGAGUGGGACAAACAGAAAAUGCCCACUAACUUUACUGUGGUCCCAGUGAAAGGCGGCACUGGAAAGACAAGAGAGGGAAAGGAAAAGGAAGAUGUAGGUGGGAGCAAUGUGCUAAGAGAGGAAGAAGAUCCUACAGGCGAUGGCGUCCCAAAGGAAAACAGUCCCUUCAUCAACAACUCUGAAAAUGACAAGAACAAUUAUGAUGGCACCAACAUGGCACUGUUUGAGGAGGAGAUGGACAGGCACCCCAUGGUGUCAUCCCUUCUUGAUAAACUGGCAAACUACACCAAUCUCUCUCAAGGAGCUCUUGAGCACGAGGAAGCUGAUGAAGAGAGUUCCAAGAAGAAAACUGUUAAGAGCCCUCAGAUGGGAACCUUCAUGGGUGUCUACCUCCCUUGCCUCCAGAACAUUCUGGGGGUCAUCCUGUUUCUGCGCCUUACCUGGAUUGUCGGCACAGCCGGCAUCUUGGAAUCCCUGGCGAUCGUGGGCUUGUGCUGCUCAUGCACGAUGCUAACAGCAAUAUCCAUGAGUGCUGUUGCUACCAAUGGUGUCGUACCAGCUGGAGGCUCUUACUACAUGAUCUCCAGAUCUCUGGGUCCAGAGUUCGGCGGAGCAGUCGGUCUCUGUUUCUACCUCGGAACGACCUUUGCAGGCGCCAUGUACAUCCUGGGUACCAUUGAGAUUCUGCUGACCUAUAUUGUGCCUCAAGCAGCCAUCUUUACUGCAGAGCGAAAGGAAGAUGAACUCAGCGCCCUGCUCAACAACAUGCGUAUCUAUGGCACUUUGUGCCUUUCGCUCAUGGCAAUAGUUGUCUUUGUAGGGGUCAAAUAUGUCAACAAACUGGCCCUGGUUUUCCUGGCUUGUGUGAUUCUCUCCAUCAUUUCCAUCUACGCCGGAGUCAUCAAGUCCAGUUUUGAUCCACCGGAUUUUCCUGUCUGCAUGUUGGGGAAUCGAACACUACGAAACCUUCGUUUUGACAAGUGUCUGAAGACUGAAAUCGUAAACAACACCACAGUCUCCACCCAGCUGUGGCGUUUGUUCUGUGAUGGGCCUGCACUUAAUUCCACCUGCAACGAGUAUUUUGUGAACAACAACCUGACACUAAUUCAAGGCAUCCCUGGUCUGGCCAGUGGGGUCAUCUCAGAAAACAUGUGGUCGGCGUAUGGUCCACUUGGCAUGUUGGUCGAAAACAAGAGGCUGCCAUCCGUGGGAGGCAUCGACCCUGCCAAGGACAUCUACCUCCCCUAUGUCGUCAACGACAUCAGCACCUUCUUCACGUUGCUGGUUGGAAUCUACUUCCCCUCAGUCACUGGUAUCAUGGCCGGUUCUAACCGCUCCGGUGACCUGAGGGACGCCCAAAAGUCCAUCCCUAUUGGAACCAUCCUAGCUAUCGCCACCACCUCCUUUAUCUAUGUCACCGGUGUGAUUUUCUUUGGUGCCUGUAUCGAGGGAGUCCUGCUUCGAGACAAGUUUGGAGAUUCAGUGAAACGGAAUCUUGUUAUUGGCACCCUGUCCUGGCCUUCUCCCUGGGUGAUCGUGAUCGGCUCGUUCUUCUCCUGCUGCGGAGCGGGUCUGCAGAGCUUGACGGGCGCUCCUCGACUCCUGCAGGCUAUCGCAAGAGAUGGUAUCGUCCCUUUCCUGCAGGUGUUCGGUCAUGGGAAAGCUAACGGAGAACCCACCUGGGCUUUGCUGCUGACGACUGGGAUCUGUGAGAUCGGCAUUCUCAUCGCCUCUUUGGACGCCGUAGCUCCCAUUCUCUCCAUGUUUUUCCUCAUGUGCUACAUGUUUGUCAACCUGGCCUGUGCUGUUCAGACCCUGCUGCGAACACCCAACUGGAGGCCGCGCUUCAAAUACUACCACUGGACCCUGUCCUUCCUGGGGAUGAGCUUGUGUCUUUCCAUCAUGUUCAUUUCAUCAUGGUAUUACGCCAUUAUUGCCAUGGGGAUUGCUGGCUGCAUCUACAAAUAUAUCGAAUAUCGAGGAGCUGAAAAGGAAUGGGGAGACGGCAUCCGUGGCCUGUCGCUUAACGCCGCCCGCUACGCCCUUAUUCGCCUUGAGGAAGCUCCUCCACACACCAAAAACUGGAGGCCCCAGUUAUUGGUGCUCCUGAACUUGGAUUCAGAUCAGUGUGUCAAACACCCACGUCUGCUGUCCUUAACUACUCAGCUAAAGGCAGGGAAAGGCCUGACCAUAGUGGGAAACGUUUUACAGGGAACCUACCUCAGUCACGAAGCAGAGGCCAAGAAGGCUGAGCAGAACAUCAAGUCAGCGAUGGCCACUGAGCGCACCAAGGGUUUCUGUCAUGUGGUGGUGUCUUCAAACCUCAGAGAUGGAAUCUCCCACCUUAUUCAGUCUGCAGGUUUGGGGGGCAUGAAGCACAACACGGUGCUGGUGGGCUGGCCUGGAACCUGGAGGCAGUCUGAGGACCCACAGUCAUGGAGAAACUUUAUAGAGAUAGUGCGCGAGACCACGGCAGCCCACCUGGCCAUGCUGGUCCCUAAAAACGUGGACAGUUUCCCCACGAACAAGGACCGCCUGGAGGAGGGCACCAUCGAUGUAUGGUGGGUGGUUCAUGAUGGAGGCAUGCUGAUGCUGCUGCCCUUCCUGCUGAGACAGCACAAGGUGUGGGAGAAGUGCAAGAUGCGCAUCUUCACAGUUGCCCAGAUGGAUGACAAUAGUAUCCAAAUGAAGAAAGAUCUCCAGAUGUUCCUGUACCACCUGAGGCUGGAUGCUGAAGUGGAAGUGGUGGAGAUGCAUGACAAUGACAUCUCAGCCUUCACGUAUGAGAAGACGUUGGUGAUGGAGCAGAGGUCUCAAAUGCUGAAACAGAUGCAGCUCUCGAGGACUGAGAGAGAAAGAGAGAUUCAGAGUAUCACUGAUGAGUCGCGUAACUCAAUCCGGAGGAAGAACCAGGGAGCUACCGAGAACUCGAACGUCAGCCGGCAGUCCUCAACAGCGGAGGACAUUCAGGAGGACGAGGCCCAGCUCAUCCACGACAAGAACACCGCUGCUCAUGCCGCUAUGAACAACAAGGAAGAAGUCGGAACCGACCGGGUGCACAUGACCUGGACGAAGGACAAGGUCUCAACAGAGCGGAACCGGACCCGGGAGGCCAACGCCAACAUGGCCGUCCGGGACAUGUUCAACAUGAAGCCAGAGUGGGAGAGUCUGAACCAGUCGAAUGUCCGCCGCAUGCACACAGCUGUCAAGCUGAAUGAAAUUGUGGUCAACAAGUCGCAGGGAGCCCAUCUUGUUCUGCUCAACAUGCCAGGACCACCGAGGAACAGAGGAGGAGAUGAAAACUACAUGGAGUUCCUGGAGGUUCUCCUGGAGGGUCUGAACCGCGUCCUCCUGGUGCGAGGAGGUGGCCGAGAAGUCAUCACCAUCUACUCCUAAGAAUAUCUAAAAAAAGAAGCGAAGCACAUAAGGGCAUAUUGCCAUGGUUACCGCUCACCAGGCAUUUGUUUUUGUUUUGUUUUGUUUUUUGUUCUUGUUUUUUGGGAGAGAAAAAGCCCAAUUUGGUUUUUAUGAAGGGUAAAGGGGCUUGCUGGGGGCUGACUGAUGAUCUGAAAGACGUCGGUAUGAAGGAGUCGGCUGCAGACUGUGGUGAGCGCGGCGUCUCCACGCCGACCCACAGAACCCCUGCUGAGAGGAGGAGGAGGAGCAUCAAGACACUUUAUAUCUGCCACUUCACCCUGUUCUGUUGUGUUCAUGUGAAGCUUGUAGUUUGUUCAUGUUGUUCCUGGUGCAACCUGAUGAAGAAACCUGCACACGGGUUAAUGACGGCAUGACGGAGAGCGGGGCCGAGGAGGAGAAUCAGCCCUCCGCUGGGAUUUCCCCGAGGUUUUAAAGACUCUACUAGUUUUAGCUGCUUUUACAUUGUGGGUAAAUAUUGUUCCUCUGACACUCAUGUGCAUCCAGCGUUGUGUUCUGUCUUUCUCUAUUUAACUUGCUGAAGGACCAGCCAGUAGGAUGCUUUACCUGCACCUUUCACAUUUCCAUGAGCGCUGUUGAUUUUCUCCUUAUUUUUUCAUAGAGAAAAUAGCCAUAACUAAAGUCGAGCUGGUGCAUAUAGAAUAUCUGCAGAACUGCUUGGUUGGGAACAAAUAUAAAUAUAUAUUUAGUUAUUUUUUUUAAUGAAAUGGCUGUUAGACAGCAUGCAUUUGUCUAAUAUUUAAACUAAUUGGCUAGAAGUCAUGGUUGUGGCCCUCGGGAUUGUUUAGAAAAGCACAAGUAGUCCGGCGUGAUUCGGUGCAAAUCUCCCCAUACUGUUCUGGUUACAGCACUGUUAACUUUGCACAUCCUUUCUUUGAGCACUUAACUCACUUUUCUCUUGAUUUCCCAAGUCAACAUUAAUUGUUUUCCAACAUCACUAAAUUGUUAACAGGAGCUAGCAGGCGGCAGGUGUUUGCGGUCUUUUUUUUAUUAGUCACGUUUCUGUGUUUUUAUGACGCUUUAUUGAGCAGAAACCUUUGGCUCUGAGUCCUAGACUGGAUUAGAUGAGUUAUUAUUGUACAGGAGGAAAAAGUGCCAAAAAAAAAUAAUAAAAAGAAACACAAACAGCACAAAGAAACACAAGGAAACUGUGGAAGUACGAUUAUUUAAUGCAAUUCCGACUGUGGCCGCACUCUGGUUUUACUCUGCUCUCUUCAUAGAUUUUAGACCGUUUUAUUUAAACCUAGAAAUUCACUUAAGCAGAGCUCAAUAUUUCUACCCGGAUUUUUUUUUUUUUUUUUUCUUUAAAGCAACCUCCAUGUGGAUUUUUUUUGUUUGUUUUUUAAAGGGCAUUUUCAACCCAUGUAAGGUGUGCUGCAGAGAGAAGAACCCCUCACCCUGUGUACCUCCACAGUUUCUGCUCCUGAUUAGCCAUGCAGUAUUUUGUUGAGCAGAGUCUCGUUCUCCUGAACUUCUGUGAAGGCGAAUGCGACCUCUUCAGCUCCGUUCUACAUGUUGCGUUGUCGUCGUGUUCACGUGUUAAAUGUAUGCUUGUGAAACUUUCUAGUUUUUUUUUUUUGUUGCUUUUUUUUUUUUUUUCUUUGUAGUGUUUGUUACAUCAUACACAAUCUUCUGUUACUUAUAAGUGUUUAUUUACAGAUGUGAAUUUUACAAAAGAAGACAGCAGUGACUGUCUUCUGUCCCCCCCCCCCCCCUCCCUCCCCCCCUCAUGUUUGUUCAAACAUGCACAGCACAAAGAAACACAAACAACCAGAGAGUUUCUGGACUGAAGCUGUUUGGGUUCUGUUUCUACAUGAAGUUGGAUGUUACUGUUUUUUUCCACAUCUAUAGUAACCAAAGAUGAAAAAAAAAAAAACAAUUAAAAUAAAAAACACAAUGUUUUAAGAAGUUUGGAAGUUGUAAAGAUGAAUAAUAAAGAGAGGUUUUGUUCUUUGUAA